GGUUUGUUUCGCUUGGCUUUCGGAACUCGUCAUGAUAAAAACACAGAGGGGGGAAGCGAGCACGUCGAAGCGCAUCGGGUAACGUCAACAGCUCCUCGCUGCCCUUACAACAAAGCUCCACGCGUCGUUUGUCACGGACGCUGUCGUCAACAGCGGCCUAUUUGUUUGCUAACGCCGCCGUUUACCUCCGUUGUCGACUUGGACGACGACGACUUUGACGCAGUAUGCCUUCAGAGAAAUCCUUCAAACAAAGAAGGACCUUCGAUCAGAGAGUAGAAGAUGUCCGACUGAUCCGGGAGCAGCACCCUAACAAGAUACCCGUGAUUAUUGAGAGGUACAAAGGAGAAAAACAGCUCCCCAUCCUGGACAAGACCAAGUUCUUAGUGCCAGACCAUGUCAAUAUGAGUGAACUCAUCAAGAUCAUAAGGAGGCGCCUCCAGCUCAAUUCCAACCAGGCUUUCUUCCUGCUGGUCAAUGGCCACAGCAUGGUGUCGGUGUCAGCUGCCAUCUCGGAGGUGUACGAGCGGGAGCGCGACCAAGAUGGCUUUCUCUACAUGGUGUACGCCUCCCAGGAGACCUUUGGCGCCGGCCCGACUCCCCAGUGAUCAUCCUUCCUCACCUAUUCCCCUUGGCCAGCCAUUGAACAAUUGUAGUUUUCUUUGCUCUUUUCCGUGUUCUUUCCAGUAAUAACGCUGUCUUCUCACCACGGUAGUUUUACUGUACAAACUAAAACACAAUACGCUAAACGUAAACGCCAAGUAGAGGUUUUUCUGUUUUGUGGAUUCUGACUGCAAAGGGAGAUUCACCACAGUCAGAGCCCUCUGUCUUUAUCUCAUCCUGCCGGCUGUCAUGGCAACGGAGCAGUUAUUUCUGUCUUGUGGCUAGAUGAAUCUUAGACUUUCUUCUAAUCAUCUUUCUGUACAUUUCAGCUCGAAAUUUUACAUAAAAGGGGUACGGCGCCACCGCUUUUUAUAUAUUUAUCUUUACAUUAGAAACUGAACAGAGCUAACACUGAUUUGAAGCUUUAUGGAGACAACUGCGAGAUUGGUGAAGAAUCAACAACAAUCAUUGAGGAAUUGCUUAAGUCGACUCCGUUGAAGAAGUGGAUGCAGCCUGCAGGUCCGACGCGGGCGUGCCUUAAAGCAGCAUCAAGGGACGACUCCACUGGUUGCAAAAAGAUGUUGGAUUGUGUAGAGCCAUACACUUAAGCUUUGCAAUCAUGUUUUAAAUAAUGUCACGUUCAGAGUAAAAUCUACUAUAAAGCAAAGUGUUCUUUUGCGGGUGUCUACUUUUUCAUUGGCAACCUAUCGGUCACAAUAAUGGCAUAGUGAUGCGCCUUGAUGUGCAUUAGUUCCAUCCUUGGAUCUGAAUAUGGUUAUUUCUGCCCCCCCCCCCCCCCACCCCAUUACAAAAAGAGGCUAUGUCCACUUUUUAAACUGUUUAUUAUAAAUGUAUAAUACGUGUGAUCCUGCUUCAGUUUAUCUGCCGUUUACUGCUUGAAGUAUUUCAACAUUUAUAUAAGAUGCAAGAACUGACUUGAACACAACAAUAUGGAGCCGUUCUGUUAAGAAAGUUACCAAGUUGUCUUUUGGACACUACUUUGAGCCUGGUUGAGAAACCUGGAUGGGUUCAUUUCUUUUUCAGUCACAAAUAAUGUUUUAGUAUUGCAAAGAAAAGUGUGUAGCUGCAUCAGUUUGUUGACUUUGGACCAUAGGGUUGAUUUCCUGGUGCUGCUGUUGCGAUUCAACACACUGUUGUCAGUGGGAGGCUUCACCUUGACUGCCCUGUGGGUUGCAAAGGGCUGUAUAUCCUGUCUGUGCACCUGGACCUUGAUGCUUUUUAUGUUUGUUGAGGUUGAACUGCUUUUUCAUUGCGGUGUUUUAUCAUUUUGAUUUGUUAAUUUAACUAUUUUUCAUUGUACAACAAAUCUUUUAUCUUCCACGUUUUCAGGUUGUGCUAUAUUGGACAAAUCAAAGCCACUGUGUGUUUGUUGCAGAGAGGGUAUCAUUUGUGCGUCUUCCAGCCCCUCCGUUCCUCACACGUUCACACCGAGCAAUAGCCAUAUGUCUUUAUGUUGGUAUUUUGUUAACAAUAAAAUGUUUUAAAAAUGA
Messenger RNA from Phyllopteryx taeniolatus (common seadragon), 2111 nucleotides. It is a transcript of the gene map1lc3b, whose product is annotated as microtubule-associated protein 1 light chain 3 beta. The coding region runs from base 225 to 605 and encodes 126 amino acids. The transcript is spliced from 4 exons. The record is from RefSeq and is a predicted model, not a curated record. Gene Ontology annotation, cellular component: cytosol; autophagosome; autophagosome membrane. Gene Ontology annotation, biological process: autophagosome assembly; autophagy of mitochondrion; cellular response to nitrogen starvation. Gene Ontology annotation, molecular function: ubiquitin protein ligase binding. Lineage: Eukaryota; Metazoa; Chordata; Actinopteri; Syngnathiformes; Syngnathidae.